UUCUUUGAUUCCCACACACGCCACCCCCCGCUUUUGGCUUCACGCUCUCAUCAUCUAAAUCCUUUUGUCUCUUACGCACGCCACGCUUCACUUCUUCAUCAUUGAGCAUAUGCUGUUCGAUGAAAUGAUUGAUCGUCUAACUUGCUAAGUAGAGAGUGAGAGGAGGCACCGCCGCAACCGCAUUCCAUGGCUCUCGAGAUCGUAGCGCCGCCGCCAUUCUACCUUUCGGUCUCCACCUGCGACCUCCACCCCGACCAGACCGUCACGGGCUUCUGCGCUUCCUGCCUUCGUGAGCGCCUCGCCAGCCUCGACGUUACCCCUGGCUGCCUCUCCACGUCCUCCGUCUCCGCCUUCAGGUCCGUCUUCCCCAGGGCCUCCGCGUCCAAUCCCCCCUCCUUCCUCCGCCCCGAACUCCGCCGCUGCAAAUCGUUCUCCUCCGCCCGUUGCGCCUCCGGCUUCGAGACCGAGCGGAAGUCCUGCGACGCCCGCGGCCGCUACACCCUCUGGUCCCUCUUCUGCGAGGACGAAUUGGAUCGCGGCCAUCAGCCCUUGGCUCCCUCGGCAUCUGCAUCGGUGGAGGGCGGAGGGACCGAGGCCCAGUUCCGGAACCUCUGGUUCGCCCCUUCUUCCUCUGGUGCGGCCCCUCCGCUCAAAACCUUCGGUGAGGAGGACGACGCGGAUGAGAUCAGGGCGGCGGAUCCCGUGAUCCAUGUGGGAUCGUCAUUGGAGAUGGACGGGGGGGAGCGGCUUGAGGAGACAGAGGUGAAGCCGAUGAAGGACCACAUAGACCACGAGUUUCAAGCGAAGAAGCCUCCUCACAAAGACCCCAAGAAUAUCGCCGACAGCUUCUGGCUCGCCGCCUCCGGAUUGAGCAAGAAGCUUCAGAAGUGGCGGAGGAAGCACAAGGACAAGAAGCAAGGCGGCAUAGCUGCCGCGGUAGCUACGCCGGCUGAGAAGCCGCCCAAAUCCUCCCAUCGGCUACGCAACACGCAGUCGGAGGCGGCCGUGGACGCGUUUAGCCGGAGAUCCUGUGACACCGACCCGAGGUUCUCCCUAGACACUGGUCGGAUGUCCUUAGACGACCCGAGAUUCUCGUUGGACGAGUCGAGGGCCUCGUGGGACGGCUACUUGACCGGAGGCCGAUCAGGGUUCGCUCGGCUGCCUCCCAUGUUUGCCGUCGUUGAAGACGCCACCGCCGCUGCGAUCCUCCGACCGGAUAGCCUGAUCCCCGUGGAGGAGGAUGCUGUCGCCCCUGGCGGGUCUGCACAAACUCGGGACUACUAUUUGGACUCCUCAUCCAGCCGUCGCCGGCGAAGCCUUGACCGGUCCAAUUCCAACUCCAUCCGAGAGCAGCCUUUUGAGGUGAAGCCUGUUUCCAUUGCGCGAGUCUCCCCUGCUGGUAGCGCCGAGUUUUACCAUUUCCACCAUGCCAAUGUACUUGAAGACCGGGAAUUAAGAGAUUUGAGCUCAAAGUCUCUCAGGAAUGAGUGUUUUGGGAGAUUAGAUGCACCUUCUGGAGACCUUCAUGAGGGUUCUGCCACAAAGAAGCCCAGGAAAUGGAGCAAAGCAUGGAACAUUUGGGGGCUUAUACAGCGAAGAAGAAGCAGCACCAGAGGUAGGGCAGACAUGGUGGAGAGAUCCUUAUCUGAGUCCUGGCCGACACUAAGGUCUCAUCCGGGUUAUAAUGGCAGAAUUUUACAGAGCAACAGCAGUGUAGGCUUCAGGAGAUCUUUUAGUGGUAGUUUUGGCUAUGGGGGUGUGAGCCGGAGCAGUCUGGAGAGUAACAGGCACAGUAACAAAAGGAGGGAGGAGCUUGUGCUGGAGAGGAAUCGAAGUGCUAGGUACUCUCCGAACUGUGUUGACAAUGGUAUGCUGCGGUUUUACUUGACACCAGUGCGGAACAGCCGGAAGCAUGGAGGGUCAGGGAAGGGUAGGGUUAUUAAUUCACACUAUUUUAUAAGGAACAUGCUAGGAUUGUAUUGAGCUAGUAAUUUGCUCCACAAGGGACUCCACUUUCUUAGUUCAGAUCAUAAAACUUGAUCUGUCAGGGGCCCUUCCAUCGGAAAAGAAAAUGAGGAAUAGCAGGUCAAGUUUCAGGAACAAUAGAAAUUUGUGACAUAUAGAGAUUGGUUUGUAGUAUUGUACCAAAUUAUUCUAUUUUUGGAUUUAUUACAUUAGGUCAAAUGGAUAUACUUCUUCAAUUAAAUGAUGUACCAAUGGGUAACCUAUUCGAGCAAAAUGUUCAAAUAACUUUUUCUUUUCAUUUAUGACAUUAGUUUUCUGAUUGAAGGUUAAAAAUAAAUGAACUCUCAUAUUCUCUCUCAAGCUUAAGGCAUAAGUUUAAUUUAUUGUCUUGCACUUAAUCAGAGAAUAACUUCGUAUACACACUUGAAAGCAAACUUGAUUAUUGUACACCCCAUUUUCUUGUCCAGCUAUUCAUUUCAAGCUAAAAAUUUUAGGUAUUGAUGUUUUUUUUCCUGCAAAUUAACUUACUAAUUUAUGCUUUCAGGUGAGAUCACAAAACUUCAGUCCAGUUAUGCUUAGGUCUUCAGGUUGUGUUAUCUACCAUGACUAAACACAUAAAGAUUAUAUGAAAAACCUACAUAUAUCAUGGUUGUCUGCAUCUUCUAUUCAGCAAUUUGUGUUCCAGUCAUGGUUACUCAUCCAAAUGUUGGACUGGAUAUAUAAAGUCAGAAUGUGAAAUGGUUUGGAUGCCUGAUACUGCUGAUUUUAGUAGAAUGGAUUACCUUUGAAGAUUCUCGAGGUCUCAGAAUAAUGGAGCAUCAAUCCUCUAUGUUGGCAUUUAUGUCACGGGACAUAUCUUUACCAGUUCAUCCGAAGCAAAUAACCUUCUGUUGUCAGAUGUCAGAAAUCUGCCUAAUUUUUCAUCUUAAAGAUGAUGUCAUCUGGAAGAGAAUCUGUUGUUGGCAUUGAGAGGAACAAUCUUGUUCUUCCAUUGUUUGCUUGCCAUCUCUGCAAAAUUGUAAAGACUUCCAUCCGAAGUGUCUGAUCUAGCUUGUGCUUAAGAAAUGCAUGUCAUCUUGGCGACCGAUAUUGACAAGAAGCUGCUUUGGAACAUGCUAAAAGGCAAUGGUCAAAGAUCAACCGUGAUUCACGGUAAUGCACUCAUUGUCUAUUCGGAUUGGACGCAGGAGUUGAGGAUUUUCUCCUUGCAUCCGGCUGAAAAUGUUUCCAUUUUAAUUUGUACUGGGGUUGAGUCCCAUCAAGAAAAACCAGAUCUGAGAGGUUGGAGUUAAAGAUGCAAUCUGAGAUGUCACUGCUUACUUUCUUUGUCUAAAUCUGUUAUGAAAUGUUGCACCAAAACAUGAAAGCUGUUGGGCUUUGUUCUGGAUGUAAAAUCUAAUUGUUGUGUCAACUACAUAGUGAUAGAUAGGAAUUGUACUUGUAUGUGUUGUGGAAAGUAAUCUUGUUUUCUUGGGUUGAAUAAACAGGACAUGAUCAAUAAACUUUGCUCUUAACUCA
Messenger RNA from Musa acuminata AAA Group (dessert banana), 3483 nucleotides. RefSeq names its product protein OCTOPUS-like. The transcript is spliced from 3 exons. Lineage: Eukaryota; Viridiplantae; Streptophyta; Magnoliopsida; Zingiberales; Musaceae. The record is from RefSeq and is a predicted model, not a curated record. The coding region runs from base 187 to 1983 and encodes 598 amino acids.